UAUGCAUUCAAUCUAGCAUUGUUACACUUGCGUUCCUGCUAGAUUUACGUAGAAUAUCGCUCACAAGGUGAAAGAGAGGUCAAUAUUAUGGGGACGUUUCUGGGAAUUAAUGGUCGUCCCUUGGGAGUUCUUGUGGGCCUAAUGAUCACGAAUGUGGUGCUUGUGGGGAUAGCAGAUGGGCGGUGGAUCGACAAGGAGGCCGUGUUCGUUGACAACGAUAGAAAGAGCGUGAGAGGGGAUGCUGUACUGUGUGAAAGCUUGGGAGACGGGCAAGUGGUUCAUAAGGAGAGCGGCGGCUGCUUUUCAGGUGAUUAUGGUAGUGGUGGUUUUGGAGGCGGAUACGGUGGUCGUGGCGAAGGUGGAGGAGGUGGAUUUGGGGGUGGAAUCGGCGAAGGUAUCGGAGGUGGUGCUGGUGGAGGUGGGGGUGCAGGUGGAGGAGGCAGAGGUGGAGGUUCUGGAGGUGGGGGUGGUAGGGGUGGAGGCGGAGGUGGUGGAAGAGGCGGAGGAGGUGGAAGAGGCGGUGGUGGUGCUGGAGGUGGUGCAGGCGGCGAAAUUGGAGGUGGAAUAGGGGGAGGUGUUGGAGGGGGUAUUGGUGGAGGUAUCGGAGAAGGUGUUGGAGGAGGUAUUGGUGGAGGUGCAGGAGCUGGUGGAGGUGCUGGAGGCGGCGGUGGAGGAAGAGGCGGAGGUGGGGGACGAGGCGGAGGGGGUGGAGGUGGCGGUUCAGGAGGUGGAUUUGGUAGGGGUGGAGGCGGAGGUGGUGGAAGAGGCGGAGGAGGUGGAAGAGGCGGUGGCGGCGGUGGAGGAAGAGGCGGAGGUGGGGGACGAGGCGGAGGGGGUGGAGGUGGCAGUUCAGGAGGUGGAUUUGGUAGGGGUGGAGGCGGAGGUGGAGGUAUUGGUGGAGGUGCAGGAGCUGGUGGAGGUGUUGGAGGCGGCGGUGGAGGAAGAGGCGGAGGUGGGGGACGAGGCGGAGGGGGUGGAGGUGGCGGUUCAGGAGGUGGAUUUGGUAGGAGUGGAGGCGAAGGUGGGGGAAGAGGCGGGGGAGGUGCUAGAGGCGGCGGUGGAAUUGGCGGGGGUGUAGGAGGUGGGAUUGGUGGUGGUGGUGGUGGUCGUGAUGUUGGUGUUGGCGGUGGUGUCGGAGCCGGUGGUGGUGUCGACGUCGGCGGCGGUAUAGGGGGAGGCGAGGAAGGAGGAGAGGGUGGUGAAUUUGGUGACAAGAAAGCUACCGUUCCAAAUUCGGUCUAAUCUUUGACUGAUCAUGGAGCUUAAUUAGAGAGAAACAUGAGAAAGAACAAUAUCCCUAUUUUGCCCUUGUUUUUUCUUUUGGGCUCAGCCCCAUAUCGUAUGCAAAAUAUAAAACAUAAAUAUUUGCAUAUUUAUAUUUGCAUUGUCGAAAUAAAAGGAUUAUGCGUAUGUAUUCACCUUAAAAAAGGAUAGAGCUAUAGAUUAAUUCUUAUGUAAUUCUAUGUUUUAAUCUUAUCUUUUGUUGUCUUAUAAUGCAACUCUCAUUGAAUCAAGAGCGUCGAAAGAAAACUCAUUCAUCGUUGUUGAAG
Messenger RNA from Punica granatum (pomegranate), 1550 nucleotides. NCBI's taxonomy places the organism in Eukaryota, Viridiplantae, Streptophyta, Magnoliopsida, Myrtales, Lythraceae. The record is from RefSeq and is a predicted model, not a curated record.